UACUGUGUGAGCUGUGAUUGGUCACAGCUUGUCACAUGGUACAAGGUUGUCGUGAAUAGCCUUAUACCAUGUGACCUCUGUGAUCAUUCACAGAUUUCACACGUAGUAAGCAAUGAUGUCACAAGUGACAUCUUGCUUUACUACUCUGCAUGUGAUCACUGAUUGGCCAACGAGUGCACCAUUCGCAGCCUCAGCUGUAAAUCAUCGAGUCCCAGAUAGAGAUUACUCGCCAGCGCCUGGUGAUUGCCGAGCAUCUCCGACGGGGGGGGGGGACUGUAUAUAAACAAUACAGUUCUCUCAUCUGUCAGCUCAUGCACACUGCUUU
This is a messenger RNA of Staurois parvus, 325 nucleotides long. NCBI's taxonomy places the organism in Eukaryota, Metazoa, Chordata, Amphibia, Anura, Ranidae. The record is from the annotation of a GenBank genome assembly.